Molecule: messenger RNA, 4862 nt
Organism: Haplochromis burtoni (Burton's mouthbrooder)
Lineage: Eukaryota; Metazoa; Chordata; Actinopteri; Cichliformes; Cichlidae
Gene: rcor2
Product: REST corepressor 2
Exons: 14
Coding region: 1303-2925 (540 amino acids)
Biological process (GO): regulation of transcription by RNA polymerase II; negative regulation of DNA-templated transcription
Cellular component (GO): transcription regulator complex; histone deacetylase complex
Molecular function (GO): transcription corepressor activity
Source: RefSeq, a predicted model, not a curated record
UGUGACUAUUAUCUCCACUUCUAACUACUGGCGUUACUAAUGUAACGCGAGGGUACUAGCCGCAAGCUAACUAGCUAACGUUAGCAUCCCAGCGACCAACUAGGCUAGACUUAAAUUGCACUUUGGUGAUGAGGAGAGAUGUCGUAUAUAUAUUUUCUAGUUUCCAGCCUUUUGGAGUGACUUGGACCUUGGAAAUUGCUACUAUUUUUAGUUUAAGGACCCUAAACAUACCGGCAAGUUGGGCAAUUAUGACAUAAAGAGCGAGUGUGUUUUUUUUGUUUUGUUUUUUUUUUUACUCCAGGGCAGCAGCAGACAGUAGCGUUGGUAGUAACAGCAGCGUACGCGUGGGGAAAACAAAAGGACUUCAAAGUGAGACACAGCGUACAGACGACUGUACAAUUAAGCUGUUAAAAAUAUUGAUUUUUUUUUAAAGCUAGUAAACGUGACUCAAAUUUGAGAAACACCCGGUGCGAGUCCGUCGUCUCUUUUUAUUUUCUUUUUAGUGGUGGGAUCUUAGGAUUUAACAUAUUAUAAAACACAGUCCGCCUAUUACAAUGUUAACUUUAACAUGUAAUGUCGUCGUCCCCCCCGCUUUAAGGUCACCCUGUGCUGACUCUUGCGAGCCAUGAGCACCUGACUAGUCACUGUAGGAGUACUAUUGUUUUCCCUUUUACCACUGUGAGUCAAAAAGUGUUCAUCAUCAGACUACCCACUUAAAAAUUGCGGUGAAGAACCUAAAUAGAUUUUAGACAUAUUACCCAAAACGAAACGAUCGAAUUGCUCGUGGUAUUGUUCACUACAGUGCAAAGCAUAUCUGAUGACCCAAUAUUGUGUUUAAGUGAGGAAAAGUUUAAAGAUCUGGCCAUAUGAGGGAAAAGGAUGUAGAAGAGGAAAGCCUGCAUGUAAUCGCCUAGUUGAGUAUUAUGUAUUACUACGAGUAUCCAGUCCCUGUCGAGGUUAUCAGUUAAUAUGUUGUAGUUAUAGCUCUCGUUCUUGAAACGGUUGAUAAAUCUGCCAGUGAUUGAGGCUACCGCGAUAGAGGCUACCACAACACUCCCCCCACCCCCUUCCACCACGAAACUCGCUGAAAGUGAAGCGGGGCGGUCUCACGCAGCCAGUUCUCUUGUAAAUAAGUAAACUUGAGUAUAUCGACAAAGACGAAGGGAUGUGUUGAAGGUGGCGAUGUUUCCAGUGAAGCCGGACGGGGGGCAGCCGCUGUAGUUUCCGAGGCCACCGGGAACAGCGAUAGACAAAGACCACCAGAGAGCUUCAGACACUUGUAUUGUCUGCUCGGAGUUUGUCAUGCCCUCAGUGAUGGAGCGCUCGGGGGCUGGGGUCCUGUCCAGGAGCAGAGCCAAAACCGUAACCAACGGGAAUAGCCAGCCACACUCUGAGGAGGAGAGCAGCGAUGAAGAGCACGCUCACGACAGCAUGAUCAGAGUGGGAGGAGACUACCAGGCUCAGAUCCCAGAGUUCAAACCAGACAGCCCAGCCCGCUACAGUGAGAAGGACCAGAGGAGCAUGUUGGUCUGGUGUCCCAACAGCCAGCUCUCUGAUGCUAUGUUGGACGAGUACAUCCUCAUGGCUAAGGAGAAACACGGGUACAACAUGGAGCAGGCUCUGGGCAUGUUAUUGUGGCACAAACACGACGUGGAGCGCUCACUGGCCGACCUGGCAAACUUCACCCCCUUCCCGGAUGAGUGGACAGUUGAAGAUAAAGUGCUGUUCGAGCAGGCCUUCAGCUUCCACGGCAAGAGCUUCCACCGCAUCCAGCAGAUGCUUCCAGACAAGCUGAUCUCCAGCCUGGUAAAGUACUACUACAGCUGGAAGAAGACCAGAACCAGGACAUCAGUCAUGGACCGACAGGCCAGGAGGCUGAUCAACAAGAGAGAGAAAGAUGACAGUAAUGAUGAGAUUGAAGAAGGAGAGCAGGCCAGUGACAGUGAUUUUGAAAUUGAUGCCAAGAAAGAGGCGGCAAAACAGAACGCGAGCAGCACCAGCUCUGACAAAGCCACGCCCAGCCGCUCCGGUCCAGUGAAGAAGGAGAACAUCGGAGCUCAGUACAGACACCACCCGCUCAGAGCCCGCCGCAGGCCACCCAAAGGCAUGCACCUGGAGCAGGCGGACAUCAUGUCUCUGUCGGCCUCUCACGAUGCUGGAGUUCUAACCAUUCGCCAGCUGGACACACAGCUGGUUUCACUCAAGAGACAGGUCCAGUCUAUCAAACAGAACAACAGCAGUUUUAAGCAGAGCCUAGCUGAAGGUGUUGAUGGCUCCAGACCUACAGACCCUGCCCCUAAAAUGAACUCUCGUUGGACCACAGAGGAGCAGCUCCUUGCAGUGCAGGCUAUCCGGCGUUAUGGUAAAGACUUCACCGCCAUCGCUGAAGUGAUCGGGACUAAGACUCCGGCUCAGGUGAGCUCGUUCUUCGUGAGUUACCGGCGCCGCUUCAACCUAGACGAAGUGCUAAGGGAGUGGGCGGCGGAGCAAGUGGCCACCAGCCGAGACCAGAGAGACCCCAGGAGGAGUGGUGAGGAGAUGGCAACGGCUACAGAUGGCGGCGUAGAGGAGGAGGAGGUCAAAAUGGAGGACCCCCCCUCAGACGCCACAGGCAGCUCCUCUCCCCCCUCCUCCGCUCACGCCCCGUCCUCUUUCUCCCAGCCUCCCCCGCUGCUGCGUCCAGCUCCUCCUUCAGCACCCCCGAGCCUCCUCCGUCAGCCGCCUCCUCUUCAGACGCGCCCGCUUCAGAACAGAGCUCCCCACAACCACCCCCCACCUCCGCUCAUCCGGCCCGCAGUGACCGCCACCACCACCUCCUCCGGGAGUCUCAGGGGUUCUCCUCCCACCUCGUCCUCUUCCUCCGCUGCAGUUCAGAUGCCUCCAUCACUGGUCGGGCUUAAAGUGGAGCAGCCCAACUCACACUGAUAGACACAUGCAGCAGUAGGAGUAGACGCAGACACGCGCACACACAUAAAAAACACACAAACACAAAGCUUCUCUUCCUUCACCCUGGGACCAUCACACGACCACAUCAAAUGACACCCUCAGGUCCCCAGUGUGACAUCAAUCGUCAUUAGUGACGUGAAGCUCCUUUACUGUACUGACAAACACCUACCUCCAACACACACACACACACACACACACACACACACAGAGCUAGGAACUCCAAACACUACCUGCACACAACACACAGAAGAGACACUGGAUCAUGAAGCCGUUAAAGAAAGCCACAACCACAAGAGUGCAAAUCCACCUGCACGUCUCCAUGGCAACUCUUGAACAUCUGGAGGACUGUGGAUGAACACUAUGUAUAUCUAUAUGCUGUAAUUGCAUCGGUCUAGUCAUCCACACAACCAUCAGGAGAAAGAAAAGGAAUAAAUGAGGGAAAGAGGAAGAGUGGCCCACAGCUGAGCCAGAUGUGCUGCUCCUGAGAGGGCGUCUACGUCACACGCAGCAUUUUGUUUUUCUUCUUUCAGAUCUAGACCCUCAAAGGGGAGCGGAGGUACUUUUUCAAAAGCUUUGUGAUCAAAGCUGAAUCUUUUAUUUUGGUUUUGAAUUGUUGAUUCUUUUCAUUCUGCGUUGGGCGAAAUCUUCCCUCAUAGCCAUGUAUUGCUAGUAUUAACUGGAGUGGUGUUUUGGUUUUUUUUUGGUUCAGCUAGAAUUUUAAAGGUGUGCCUGAGGUAGGCAGUUAGUUACUGUAAGUAGAUUAGAUGGUGUACUUUGAUUACUGAGCGUAAAGGAGAAAAAGAGCCCGUUAACAUGCUCUGUCUCACGUUUCUGGAGCUGUUCAUUGGCUCAGUGUUCAAAUCUUGUUACUUUGGAGGAAUAUUUGAAGUGAUCAAAUCCCCAACAUCUGCAGUGCAGCUUUAAACAUCAGUCUGUGAUGUUUCAAUAAUGGUGUUAAUAUUCUCUAAAUAAGUGAUGUUUGAUCUUUGACAGCCGCGCCUGCCAAAGUGUAUUGUUGCUUUAAACGCAGAGUUAGGCACGGAGCGUCAGAGAGGAGUCUGACAUUUCACAUGGUUGCAUUGUUUCUUACACAGGAAGAGUUUGACAUUUUUGGAAACACUCGUUUGUGCUCUCGCAGGGUCUCAGUCUCCGAGCGGCAGCCUCGAUUACCACUUCAGAGUGGUAUCUCUCUGCACUCGUCAAAAUGCCAAACCAGUCAUUUAAACCCAAAAUGGAGCAAGUUGCGACUUUCAGUUAGUGUGUCUGAGUAAUUUAUAGAAAUGACUUUACAAAGAGGUGAUGACUUUGUGUUCCCCCGAAGUCCAGAUAAGGCAGCCUCGAGUCCUGUGCUGUCCUGGCGCAGAGGUCAAAGGAGAUCUGGAAGACAUCUUUGCUGCAGCGUCAGCCACUUGAUUCAUUUAUCCAAUAAACUGAGUGCUUCUGAGUUGUGCAACAGUGCAGUUUUCUGUUCAUGGCUACUGCUUCCAAAAGUGAUGGAAUGGCACAACCUGAUGAACAAAUGCAGAUGAUUGAAGCAUCUGUCUGGAUGACCUUUGUUGUUUAUUUCUGUUGCUAGUCUUAGACUACUCUUGUCUGCAUCGCUGCCUUUUUAUGCAGAUCUGAGGUCAGUGGUUAAGCUUCCUUAAACUGUGGUGUUGCCCCAAGCGUAGCCUCAAAUCACCUACUUUUGUUAGCAGAGGCCUUCAGCGUUCAGUUGAACGCGGCACUGAGGAGGAACGGAAACUGCAUCGCUACGUUUGGCUUUAAUAGAAGUCUUGCCUUUUUCACCUGUUUUGUUUGUUCCUCCAAAAAACCCUGCUUUUGUGUACUGUAUGUACCAAGGUGUUUACAUUGUGGAAACUGAACUGUGUUUGAGGCGUUUUUUUUCUUUUGAAUAAACAAAUGACCAAAUUCUU